Molecule: messenger RNA, 3464 nt
Organism: Magnolia sinica
Lineage: Eukaryota; Viridiplantae; Streptophyta; Magnoliopsida; Magnoliales; Magnoliaceae
Product: dihydrodipicolinate reductase-like protein CRR1, chloroplastic
Exons: 9
Coding region: 208-624 (138 amino acids)
Biological process (GO): proteasome-mediated ubiquitin-dependent protein catabolic process
Cellular component (GO): chloroplast stroma; proteasome regulatory particle, base subcomplex
Molecular function (GO): proteasome-activating activity; ATP hydrolysis activity; ATP binding
Source: RefSeq, a predicted model, not a curated record
UCCAAAAAUCGACAGCCUCCUCUCUCAAUUUAAAUGCUGGAGGAGAGAGCUCCCCUUUAGAUUCACAGAUCUCAACGAGCUCAUGUUUACAAUGGCAGACCUAUUCGGUUCUCACUUUCGCAUCGGAUCUAAGGGAGAUAACUCGGAGUGCUGGAAGAUGGUAUAGUUGGGAGGGCUGCCAUAGUUGUAGUAAGUAAAUCCAGAGGAAUGGAAGUAGCUGGUGCUGUGGAUUCUGUUCUUGUGGGAGAAGAUGUUGGGAAGGUGUGUAAUAUGGAGGAGCCUUUCGAAAUACCUAUCAUUAGUGAUUUGACCAUGGUUUUGGGUUCCAUCUCUCAAUCGAAAGCAGUUAGUGUGGUCAAUGAUUUCAUCGACCUGUCAACGGUUUAUGACAAUGUGAAACAGGCGACGGCCUUUGGCAUGAGGAGUGUUGUUUAUGUGCCGAGGAUCAGCGUAGAUACAGUGACAGCAUUAUCUGCAUUCUGUGAGAAGGCCAGCAUGGGUUGUCUUAUUGCGCUGAAGCUCUCUGUUGGUUCUGUACUUCUGCAACAAGCCACUAUUUUAGCCUCGUUCCACUACAAAAAUGUAGAGAUUGUUGAAUUAGGACCUAAUGCAUCGGUAACUUGAAAUGAGGAGAAAAAUUGUAACAAAAACAAUAAACCUCAAGGUUUCAAUUCAAAUACUUACUGUAUCUUUUUACCUGGUUAGUUACCAGGUGCAUGUUUGGGUGCUCAACUGAAAUGAAUCAGAAUAGUCAGUUCAAUAAAUAGGGAACCAGAAACAGGACACUAGUUAAUGUGUUACUAGCCACCAAAUUACCAUAACUAUCAUUUUAAGUCCAACAGGAGAUUCAUUGAAUUGCAAUUAGGGUGUGAUUGUCAUUAUGAAUUACAAUGGUUCCACCCAUCCUUUAGCCAUUUCCUCUUUACUGGAUUAAUUCAUUGUAAUUCAAUUUAAUUGAGCUCCCAAACGAAUAAAAGACUUACAAAUCAUGCCUUAUGGAAAUGUAAGUAAUUUGGGAUUUGACAUCAGUCUUCACCACUCUUCACAUGAUAAUACAUUUGACGGUUUAGUCAGAGUAACGGAGCUCUUCACUAAUAUCCAAAAUGUGAUGUGUUAGUAGUUAACAUGGCUUUGAUCUUGAGAGGCAGUUUUAGUCUGCAACAUUCUUUCUACAGUUUUUCAUGAAAAGAGGAAAAAGAAAAAACACUCUUUCUGCAAUAUAUUGUUUGGGAAAAUGGAGUUGAAUUACACCAUCAUUCUAUCAGUUUUAAGUAUGAAUCUUCCCUUGUUUUUGUUAAAGAUUCAUGCUUAGUUGUGGCAUUGAAGUUAGGCAUUCUUCUGAGAUGGUAAUGCUAAUUCCUUCUUCAUCACCGUGAUUUGUUCCAUGCGGAUUAUGUCUUAUAUUGCUUGCAUUAGUCUCAUUUUGGCUGGCGAAAUGAUGUGUAACCAGCAUCAACCCUGCUUCGGAACAUUGAAGAUUACAUAGGCUCAAUGCAUAAAAGAAAAACCUCAAUCAAACCUUCUGUUUUUGUCUUCCAAGUACCUCCAGGAUGACUAAAUUUUGAAGAGGGUGAUAUUGGUCAUGAAUAUGAUAUCUCCAUUCAUGCCAUUGUUCCUAAGAAUAGAACUUUUUAAAGAAUUUCUUCAAUCUUCUAUUGCCUUAAAGAGAUAGAAUUGCUCACUGAAAUUGCUAUGAAAUUGCAAAAUUCUAAGCAAUUUUUUGACAUGACCUGUAAUUUCCCAUCAAUUAUCAAAACAAGAUGUAGUUGUAAUUCCUAUUUAUAAAACAUUACAAUGUGCAUGUACUGAUGCUAUUUGGUUUAUUUCCUAAUUUUCUUGACUGGAAUAUUAUCUUGAUGAAAGACAAUCAAUUGUCUUUGCUCACUUUUUCUAUGGAAGUUGUAGCAUUCAUAUUGACAUGAGAUACAAGUGGAACUAUAGGCAUUGGGAUUCCAUCAAUGCCUGAGUUUUCAUUAGCUUCUCUAUUGUAUACUGAGUUUUCAUUGCUCGAGUGAGUUGCUUUCAGGUCCUAAUGAUGAAUCUCCUGCAAACAUUGAAGCCGCAAAACGGGCCGCCUCACCAUUUCUAGCUGGUUUGACAUUCCAUUCUCUGUUCUCCUCAAUGAGGACCAAGAUUUCCACACUCUCCAAACAUAGCACUGUCUACAAUUUAGAAGAGUUGUUUAAAUAGGACCCACUGCUGAAGAAUACAAUGUUCAGGUAAUGAAUUUUUAGUGUUGUUUGCUAAGCAGGCAAUAUAAGUACCUUUUCUGGAAAGAAAAUCUGGAUAUAUGAUAAUCAUAGGACUCAAGAAAAUGGUUGGUAAUAAAAUUUCUAUUUUCUUGAUAUUCUUUUGUUUUCAUGUGUAGAUGAAGGAAUGGGUAUUAUAUGUUGGAACAAAAGGUUGCUGAUAACAGGGAACAUGCCCCUUCACUCAUCUUCAUGGAUGAGAUCAAUAGUAUUGGAUCUGCUCGUAUGGAAUCGGGGACUGGCAAUGGUGAUAGUGAAGUUCAACGUACUAUGCUUGAGCUUCUCAAUCAACUUGAUGGAUUUAAAGCAUCCAACAAGAUCAAAAUAUUUAUAUUUAUUUUUUUCUUGUGAAUUGCUUGAAACCAUCAAAGUUCUAUUUUAUCUCUAUGUCGUACUCAUAAGGAAAUUUAUCUUCUAUCCAGGUUUUGAUGGCUACCAAUCGUAUAAAUAUUCUGGAUCAAGCCCUCCUUAGGCCUGACCGGAUUGAUAGGAAGAUUGAAUUCCCAAAUCCCAAUGAAGAGUCCCGCUUCAAUAUCUUGAAAAUACACUCGAGGAAGAUGAAGUUAAUGCGUGGGAUUGAUCUGAAGAAGAUCUCAGAGAAGAUGAAUGGUGCAUCUGGUGCAGAACUUAAUCAGAUGGGCCACACACUUAAAUCAAUUGGCAGCUUAUGAUCAGAGCAAAGGUACAAUUAAGGCACACCUGGUGAAUGGGUCGAUUUGAUUUUCUUGCCAGGGGAACUUCAUGAUGGGCCCCACCUUUUGCAUGGCUUAGAUGUUCUCCACACGCCCCAUGUUGGUAGGAAAAAACAGGGUAGCAUAGUAAGCAUAGCAUGCAAUGUUUGUAUGUGAUCAUUCCUCAUUAAUUAGAGAGAAUUUUCUUAUGAUUGAAAGCAAGAAUCAGGUCAUGGGUUGGGCUAUUGCGUCACCAUCAUCAACAUAUGGCUGAUUUAAUGGUUGAUUUAAUGGCCAUGUAGCCACAUUUCCAACAUGGGAUAUUUAUUGGAAAGUUAAAAAGUGAAAAAUCCAAUUUUCCUGUUUUAACAAAAAGAUGCCCACUAAUUCAUAUGUUAGGAUUGUUCAAACAAUAUGAUGUUUGGAAUGUGGCUUAGAAGUGUAGCAGUGUUGCCUAUUUUCGUCCAUCGUUUUCGUAUGGGCCCACCAUCUUGCAUGCAAGCAUUUUGUCUUUUCAUAUUUAAUUCUUUUGUAACUCUUGUUA